AUGUGUGAUUGGAUAACUAAGUGGAGUUUGGUAGUGCUAGCACCUCAGGUACCCCUAGGGGGUGCUCAGGGAGAAUUGACAGACAGACGUGAGUUUGAUUCAGAAAAGCUUUCUGACAAUGCAGGAGGCCUUCAACUUAGUCCAGAAGGUGAUGGGGAGACAUGGGUGCCAUUGGUCACAGGUGACAAGGGAAAAUAUAAGGAGCUUAGAGUGGUCAUAUUAGGGGGUGAAGUUCCUGACCAAGGUUCUAACACUGACUACAUUACAGAAAUGACCAUCAACACCAAAUAUGAGUAUAAUCAGAGUAAACUUCCUAAUAUGCAUCUCCAGGGUCCUCGCCAGCAGUGUGUUGAGGUUCAUGUGGGACACAGGCCGCUGGUGGAGUUCGCCCCUUCUCUUGGCCAAAAAUUGGAAGCUCCACCACCCACCCCAGGACAGCUGAGAUAUGUAUUCAUCCACAAUGCGAUACCUUUCAUAGGGUUUGGCUUUUUGGAUAAUGCAAUUAUGAUUGUUGCAGGAACCCAUAUUGAGUUGUCUAUUGGAAUUAUUUUGGGAAUUUCAACUAUGGCAGCUGCUGCUUUGGGAAAUCUUGUGUCAGAUUUAGCUGGACUUGGGCUUGCAGGCUACGUUGAAGCUUUGGCUUCCAGGUUAGGCCUGUCAAUUCCUGAUCUCACACCAAAGCAAGUGGACAUGUGGCAAACACGUGUUAGUGCACAUUUGGGCAAAGCUGUUGGGGUGACUAUUGGCUGCAUUCUAGGAAUGUUUCCUUUGAUUUUCUUUGGAGGAGGUGAAGAAGAUGAAAAACUGGAAAAGAAAAAUUAAUUCUCUUAGAAUAACCAUAAAAAGAUGUAAACUAAUGUACCUCACUUGUUAAAUAUGCUGUCACAACAUUUAGGAAUUAAGACAGUAACAUUGUGUAGAUAUGGGAUCAAAUAAUUCAGCAUGUAUUAUGGAAAACACUAACUUAUUGUGGCUUGGUGUUCUUAGGACAUCUUUUUAAAAAAACUGUUCAGUAUCAUUUUGUGUAAAUUGUUGAAAUGCUUUUUCAUCAAUGGCAGUCAACAUUUUUUCUUUUCCUUCUCUUUCCAUAUGUCAAAAUAUUAUUUAAGUAUCAGUCAUUGAUGUACUGUACUGACUUGGGGUUUGCUUAUUUGUUACUUAACAUGUGUACAUGCAUGAGAGCAUUUUUUGUUGAUGUUGUUCCCUGAUAGUAACAAUUUAAUCUGAGGAUUUUCCCAAAUUACUUAAGAUGUUUAAUAUCAGUUAAAGAUUUUUUUACUCUUUUUGGCAACAUCAAUUUUGUACUGUUUCACAGUAAACAUUUGUAAUCAUAUAAUUUCAGUCAUUUUCUUAACUCACAUCUAUGCAGAUGCAGAUUUUAAGUAUAUAUUAUUUUAAUUUUCUGACUAUACUGUCUUCACAGGAAGAGCAAUUAUGUGGUCUCCCUAGUACAUAAAACCACAUAUGCUAACAAGAGUUCUUAUCUCUAGUUGAUUUUUUUACCUUUAAUUUCCCGAUUUUGAAUAAUUGCAUCAUAGAUUCUGACUUCUGAGGAAAAGAAAAUGAUUAUUUUACUGUCUUUUAAAUGGGGAUUGCAGAAUUAGGGUGAACUAAAGGAUUUGACUUGACUCUUGGAAAUUAAGAGGCUAAAAAUUCUUUUUUUAGAGAUGUGAACUGUCAAGAAGGUUUAUGGUGUAAGGGGUGAAGUAGAAGUGAUAUUUGAAAGGUUAAUGAGAAACAAAUUAUAUUGUUUUGUAAGGAUUUAUUUUCCCUCAAAGUAUCAUCAUCUUAUCUGAAUGGAAUGAGUCUAUUUCAUACUCAUAAUCCUAAUCUUUGUUUUGUCUUGUUUAGUGAAUUUUAUUUUUUGAUAAUUUAUUUUGGGGUGAAAACUAAAUGUUUUAUAUUUUGCUUUUUUGCUAUAUAGUUUAGUCAAAAGUUACAUGAGGAAAAAUCCUUUCUCCCGUUUUUAGUCUUUUUUUCUUUUUUCAUAAUGUUUCAAGCAUGUUCUAAAUUAAAGUUACUUAUUUGUCUUGUAUAUCUGACUUAAGUAUUAUCAUGUCUGAAUCAUAAAUUUUAAUUUUCUGACCUCUCGAAAUUUUUAAGCAUGUGCUCUGUUACACAUGCUAAAAAAUAAUUACUUGUAACAGAGUAAUUAGACACGUCAUGGAGGAGAGGAACUGAAAUUAGAAUGUACUAUUUUGGCUACUGAAAUUAUUGAUGUUGCUAAAUUGAUACAAAAGAAGACAAACUUGUAGGAUGGCUGUAAUUAUGACAAUCUUAUUUUGAAGUUUUAUUUGCACAUAACUACUUUGAGCUCUUAUUUUUAGAGAAGUUAUUUUUUUUUCCACAAGGCAGUUUGUCAUAAAUUCCUAUGCACUUCAGAAUGAUUUAAUGCUAUCCUUUAACUGUAGACUUUGAGAGAAAAAAGAAAAUACACCAUAUAAUACAAAAAUCAAUACAUAACAUUCUUAUUAUGCAUAAAUAAUAUGAGCAUUCUCACUUGGUCAAUUCAGAAUUAUUGAACUUGAGAUCUUAAACAUAAUUAUGGUUUGUAUCUUCCACAUAAUAAAUACCACACACAGACACCAAAAAGAAUUUUUUAAAAUUUCAGACUUAUUGAGUUUAUUUCAGGAUUAGAGUGGUUUAAAUUUUUUUCCCCCUUUGGUAAAUGUGUAAGUGCUUUUGUCCCUAACUUGUACAUUGAUUGCAGUCUUUUCUGUUUUCUAAGAAAAAGUAUUUUUAUUGUGGUGCUUAACUUUUCUUCUUAUUAAUUAAAUCCCAUAUCCAGAAAUCUUGUCUGUGAGUUUAGAAAGGGCUUUCGAUUAUUGGUUUCCUCUUUUUGCUCUUGAAAAUAAUUCAGUUAUACAGAAUCUGUCAGUUUAAUUGAAUAUCUGCAGAAUUACUCAAGGUGUCAAAACAUGGAAUAUGUAACCUUCACAAUGAAAGAUAUUUUAAUUUAUGGGCAUAAUAAAAACUUGAAUCAUUCAGGUAAUUAAUUUUUUUAAAAAUGGAGCCCUGUUGUCCUUAACUGAAGGUAUACAUUUUUUCCAAGAUCUCGUUCUAUCCUAGGUAUGGUGCUUUGCACAAAGUGAUUUCUGAAGAAUGAUAUUGACUUCACGUGAUCAUUGUUCCAUGUUACUUGCUACAAAGAACCUUAUAUCAGACUGAAACUGGAACUCUUUGUUUCUCAUAUUAGCACAAUAACUACAGUUAAAUGCAACAUAAGCUACUUUAGUAUUGUUCGAAUUGUCCAUGUAUUAUGAUUUAUUGACUUGUCGAUGCAUGUAAAUUGAGUACAUUUUGUUGCCACUGUAUGUUAAAUGGUGACCAAUGUUUUUACAAAGGAAUUGAACAAAAAUCUUUUAAGAAUUUUGGAAUGUGGUUUUGAUUUUGAAAUUUGAUUUUCUUACUAAUAUCAGAGGGCCUUAGUUAUUCUGUCACUAAAGGAAAUAGAAUUAAUAAAUGCAGAUUUGUUACAAGGUGGUAGCAGUGCCACUGACAAAGUAAAUGUAACUAUUUAUCAUCUCCCUGAAAUCUACACUUGAGAUACAAAAUGACUCUAUGAGUAUGAUCUCACAGAAAAGCUUUAGAUAGAGAAAUUGGCAUAAAUCAAACUGAUGGGUAUUUACAGCAGAGAUAUCCAAGCCAUUUACGUAAUAAUGCCUCAUUUAUUUUAUUCUUUUUCUCUAGAAGGUAAAUUUUGGAGGCAAUGGAAGUUUAUAUUUUACACCAAAAGUUUGUAUAAAUCAUUUUCAAGUGAAUCUUACAAAUUUUAGAAUUAUAUUUUCUUGCCAUCUUAAAAUAGUAUAUUAAAUAUAAUCUAACCUUUUUCUUAGUGGCUAAGCAUCAUCUUCGUGGGCAUUAUUAUUAUGCUGUAAUGCAGUACCUUUGGUAUCUAAUUUUUGUAGUUUUUUAUUUUCCUCCCAUGUUUUUGCUGCUCUUGCUUCUGGCAACUAAUUUUAACCCUUUAAUCUUCUUUCAUAGUUGUAUGGACUUAGAAACUAAACAGCCAGUCUUUUCAUAAAUUGUUUGGGAAACAUCAGAAAAUAGGCUGUGGAGCCUGAGCGAGAUGAUAAUGAAGAUGAUCAUGAUAAUCGUAGUGAUAACAUUAGCUAUUUUUUAUUGAAUACUUAUUUUUUGGUUUAUACUAUAGUAUUUUAUACACAUAAUCAUGUUUAGUCACCUUAGUAACAACAUUUAGUUGGUGCUAUCUUUAUCCCUGUGUUAUACUGGAUGAACUGAGGCAUGGACAAGUUAGUUUGCCCUAUGUCACUACUGCUAAGUGGACUGAAAUCCAGCUUUGUCCGUGAGUAAAGCCUAAGGUUUGUUGUGUGCUUAACUACUGUGCAAUAGGGACAUCAUUUGCACGGACUUUCUGAGGUCUGUUCUCUGCUUAGUUUCCUUUUUACCUCCAGAUUCAUGGAGUCAUUUUCUUGUCUAUAACCUAAAGGAAUUGUACUUAUAAUCUCCACAUUCAUUUAACAAAUCCUUCAUUUUAUAUUGAAUACUAUGUGCUAGGAAUAGUUCAAAGCACUGAGUGAACAACCAGAAUAUCCAUCCCUCAUGAUGCUUAUUCUGAGGGGUUUGGGGGUGUCCAUGCGUCGGUAAAGGAAGAGAACACAAGCAAAUAUACACUUAAGUAUUUUUUAUGUCAGAUAUUGGUAAGUUCUAUCGAGACAAAUGAAACAAGAUAAGGGGGAUAGAAGUACCAGUGGUCAUAAAUGUGGGUGGUCAGGGAGACCUGAAAGAAGCAAGAGCAUAAACAAUAUAGGUAUCUGUGAAGAGAAGGUAUUGUGCUAGGUUUUAGAAAGUUGAUGUUAAGAAAAUCUCAGACAUAUGGAAUGUAUUUCACUUUGGAAUGCCUUGUCAAAUGUUUUCUUGCUUGUUUUGUAUUACUAAUGUUGUCUGGAUUAAGCCUUAAGAUUAAAACUUACUCCUUGCAUAUUUACUGACAGUAGAAGAAAAUGGCCCAGAAGCAUGGGGAAGUUACCCUGGAAUUCAAAGUCUGUAGAUAAUCCAUCAGCAGAUAAUUUAAGGUUUGCUGUGUACUUAUAAUGAAACCGUACUAACAGAUCACUUGUUUUUACCAAAGCAAUAAAUGCUAUUGGUGUAUGAGUUGUAACUAACACUUAAAUUAGUUUUUUCAUCUCUAACUUUUAAAAAUGGAGUCGUAGUUAAAGCAAGGACAUGUAAUAUUUUAGUUUUGAAAUUUCAGGACUUUUGUGGUCUAUUGAUCUUAUGCUGACAAGUAUAUCAAACACAUGGUGUUUUGUAUUGGUUUUCCUAUAAAAUUUUAUGACAUCAAA
Galeopterus variegatus (Sunda flying lemur) is the source of this 5306-nucleotide messenger RNA. It is a transcript of the gene TMEM65, whose product is annotated as transmembrane protein 65. The record is from RefSeq and is a predicted model, not a curated record. The coding region runs from base 1 to 822 and encodes 273 amino acids. Gene Ontology annotation, cellular component: mitochondrion. The transcript is spliced from 9 exons. NCBI's taxonomy places the organism in Eukaryota, Metazoa, Chordata, Mammalia, Dermoptera, Cynocephalidae. Gene Ontology annotation, biological process: cardiac ventricle development; regulation of cardiac conduction.